Messenger RNA from Rotaria sordida, 748 nucleotides. NCBI's taxonomy places the organism in Eukaryota, Metazoa, Rotifera, Eurotatoria, Philodinida, Philodinidae. The record is from the annotation of a GenBank genome assembly.
ACAAGCAUUUGAUAAAGAUGGAAAUUUUUGUCGUUUUUCACCUAUUUUACCAGAAACAUUACCAUUUCGUGCUUCGAUUCGUGAUUUUGAUCUUGAUCCACCACUUACUUACAAAGGUCUCAAAGACGCUUAUCAUACAGGAACUGUAUUAAAAGAAAAAAGUAUUCAUAUUAAUUAUUGUUAUUCAUCUCCAGCACUUCGUUGUGUUCAAACAGCUGCAAAAAUUCUUGAAGGUUUACAAUUACAAAAUAGAAUCAAAAUUCGUAUUGAACCAGGUUUAUUUGAAUGUACUGGUUGGUAUACAACAAGUGAAACAAGCAAUAUUAUAACAAUGCCUAGAUUUAUGACAAAAAAAGAACUUUUAGAAAAUAAAUAUUCUAUUGAUAAAAAUUAUCGUGAACAAAUGACGAUACCUGAAGUAUCUCAAUUUGAAAAUGAAUUAGAAUUUUAUCAACGUAGUCAUGCUGUUGCAGCAAGUAUACUUAAAAUGCAUGAACAGGAACAUAUUACACAAAUACAACAGGGACAAAUUACACCACAACAACAAUUACAUAUUUUAUUUAUCGCACAUGCUCCAAGUUUAGAAACAUGUACACGUAAAUUAUGUGGUGGAAAAUUUCGUCCAGAUACAUUACCACAUGUUAUUCGAAAUGUUGAUUUUCUUACAAUGACUGUCAUUGAAAAAACGGAUAAUAAUGCUGAUAAAUGGAUAUUUCGUCGAAGUUCAUUUUAUGGCGAUGAAUUUUAA